UUUUUUGCAGAAGGAAUUCAAAAAUGGGUGUAAAGGGCCUCCAGAGCUUUAUGGAGCGCUGCUGUCCUGAAGCGUGUGUGACUGUACACUUGAGGGAGAUGGCAAAACAACACACUGUUCCACAGGGAGGUACAUCUGCACACAACCCGACCCGAUGUAUAGUAAAAAAUGGGGUAGUUUAUUGGGCUUGUGUUUUGUCUUGUGAUCCAGAUUCAUAACAUGUAUUGGAUGAACAUUGCUAUUUCCCACAUUGGUCGUAGACGGGAUGGCCUGUCUGCGUCCCUGGUACUCCGGUAAAGACUGGGUGUCUGGGGGGCAGUGGAAAGAAUAUAUGGACAUCCUGAAAAGCUGGGUGGAAGCCUUUACCUCUGCAGGCAUCCGAUUAGUCUUUUUCUUUGAUGGAGUUGUGGAGGAGCAAAAGAGACCAACAUGGAUAAAGAGGCGUCAUCGAGUAAAUGGUGAUAUUUGUAAAAUAUUUGCCCAUAUUAAAGCCUAUGGAGAGCAACCUCGUGGAGAGAUGUGUGUUUUGCCUUCUGGUCUGGCAACAUUUACCAGAUUUGCUCUUAAAUCAUUGGGGCAGGAAGUGUUUUGCUCAGUAAGAGAAGCUGACUAUGAGAUUGCCAGCUAUGCACGUGAGCACAACUGCAUGGGCAUAUUGGGACAGGACACAGAUUACAUUAUAUUUGACAGUGCGCCUUAUCUGUCUUCUGCAAAGUUAAGGAUAAACUCUUUAACUACAGUCCUUUAUGACCGUCAGAGACUCUGCCACACCCUUGGAUUGGCAGUUUUUCACUUACCGCUAUUAGCUUGUCUCCUCGGUAAUGAUGUUGUGUCUGAAGAACAAAUGCAACCUAUACGGAAAGAUGCCUUGGCAAAAUACAGCAAAUUGAAUUCUACAUCCUAUCCUGGUUCCCAGCAGCAAGAUAUUAUACUUGCUGUGUCUCAGUUUGUGCGCUCCUGUUCAGAAAGUCCUGAUGUACUUGUUACACCGUCUUUAAAACUAUCACCUGUAGACAAAGAACUACUGGAGAAAGGUGUCCAGUCAUACUUACUGUCUGAUCAAACGAAACAUCUGUCUAGUGAAACUACAGACCACCCUGUAGCUGUUUACCAGAAAUACGUCAGUCCAACCAUAUUACAGGCAUGUCGAGAGAAACAUGUAGCAGCAGAGGGAUUCAUGGUUUACUCUGUUGUGUCUGAGGGAAUGGUUGAAUGUAGCAACAGUCUGGAGGACGAAGAGGACACAGAACUCUUGCCACAAGCUCUUGUCUAUAAACCUUGUAGACAGAGAAUGUAUGGUGUUCUACUACUGCACACAUUCAGCGAUGUUGAUAUAAACCCACCACCGAUUAAGGAAUGGUUUGUUUACCCUGGAAAUCCCCUGAAAGAGCCUGAAAUGGUCCCCCCUACCCCACUUAACAUGCAAUGUGAUCAUCCUGGGUUAGACACAUUAUGGUUCGGCGAAGAGGAGGAAAUUUCAUCACUGCGCCGGGCAUGCUUUCUGGCAAUUCUUGACUGCCAAGACUUUGCAGAGCUGUAUGGAAUUAUAGAGGAGCACCUUUUCAUCACAUUGUGUUUAGUGACCUACAUAACUCUGCAGGUACAGACACUGUCUCAAGAGGACGUGCAUGCAUACCUGAGCCAGGCUGUAUGUUUGGCACACAAAUCUCCUCAAGACAUCCAGCAGAUUAAGUUACCCUUCUUGUGCAGUCGGGCCGUACAGCUAGGAUGCUUGUAUGUGCGUGGCCUCAGUUAUCUCCUGGGGGCAAACUGUGCCAGUGGCUGUCCACUAACCUCUGAAGCCCUGAUGCCCUGGAACAGCUUUGAUGGACGACUUUUCCAGUCAAAGUAUCUCUCAGCUCAUAGCAGAGUGGAGGACCUAGUGCUGCUGGAUAAUGAUGCCUCCUGUUUGAGUGUCUUUCAUACCUUGAGGAGUAAAGUCAAAGAAGUUUGUCUGAAGAAAGGCAGAGAGCUGCAGUCCAAACCCAGACGUUGCACUCCACAGUUUAAGACCGGAGAGGAGCCCCGACACUGGGGGCACACAGGUGGUGAGGGCUUGGGAAGAGGCAUUCAUCAUAGCACAGAAGGAUGGAGGGGCAGAAGAGAGGCCAGAAGAAGAUAUCAUUUGUAUGAAAACAGAGGGAGACAAAACAGAGGACACUACCCCUCAACUUCACAACAGCAUCCAGACUUUUAUUCGCAACAAUAUCACAACAGAGGGGCUUUUGCCAACAGAAGAGACUCCAGGGGCCGAUUCAGCCAUAGAGGCAGAUACCACCUAGCACCAAGAUGGUCACAACCACCUGCUUCAUGAGAAGAAACAAGUGACAAAGAUUUAAAUUAGUGAAGAAAGGCCAAGUUGUGAUGAAAGGAGUAGUCAAGUGCCUCUCAACAAACUUAAUGUAUUUCAGGUUUGUUUGUUCAAGGGGAUCACCUGUGAGACGUUUGAAGAUUAAGAAAAAAUAAAUGAUGUUCUGUCAACCGUGGUGUAAAUUUGCGUUUCUGAUAGAAAAAGAGAGACUUUUGAAUUGAGAAGAUUCAGUCAAUCCAUGCGUGUAAGUAAACCUAAAUGGUGUUUAAAAUAGAGUAGUGGAUUAGUUGUUAAUCUCAGAGCCUGUUUUUAUAUUUUAUCUGUGUGAAUAGACAGGCAUACAUCUUUAAAAGUAAUGUUUACACUGGGCCUGACUCUAAUAAUAAAGGUUUAUCUACAGAGAGAGAUUUUAUGACAGGUACCAAAACCUAUAAUCAGAACAUCACUUUGGCAAAUUAGGGGAGUUAAGACUGCCGUUUGAAGUGAAUUUAACCUUUGUAAAUCUGUCUAUUAAAAGUGCUUAAU
This is a messenger RNA of Boleophthalmus pectinirostris (great blue-spotted mudskipper), 2836 nucleotides long. RefSeq names its product family with sequence similarity 120B (gene fam120b). The transcript is spliced from 15 exons. Bases 266 to 2314 code for a protein of 682 amino acids. Gene Ontology annotation, cellular component: nucleus. The record is from RefSeq and is a predicted model, not a curated record. NCBI's taxonomy places the organism in Eukaryota, Metazoa, Chordata, Actinopteri, Gobiiformes, Gobiidae.